Molecule: messenger RNA, 1743 nt
Organism: Trypanosoma theileri
Lineage: Eukaryota; Euglenozoa; Kinetoplastea; Trypanosomatida; Trypanosomatidae
Exons: 1
Coding region: 1-1743 (580 amino acids)
Biological process (GO): SRP-dependent cotranslational protein targeting to membrane
Cellular component (GO): signal recognition particle, endoplasmic reticulum targeting
Molecular function (GO): endoplasmic reticulum signal sequence receptor activity; 7S RNA binding; signal recognition particle binding
Source: RefSeq, a predicted model, not a curated record
AUGGACUUUGAUCUUUCUUUGCUUUUAAAGGAGAUUCAGUUACAACAUGGUUUGCGCGCUGAGGACUACGCACGUUACCACCGCUACACAACUAACCGUCUCUCAACACUGCGGCACCAACUUGGUCUUGUGCAAGACCCAAAGAAAUUCCACCAACGUGAGAUAACACCGGUGAUCGCAACGCGGCCUGAAUAUUUGCAAUUGCUCGUACUCUGUGCAGAGCGAUGUUGGGCCUCAGCGGAGGAUUUGCAAGAGAAACUUCGUACCGCAGAACGUGGCGGCGAGAAACCUCCGGGUGGACUUCCACCCAGCGAUCAGUUUCGAAAACGUCUGAAUAAAUCCGUUAAAUGGGCUACACAGUUGCACGCUGUAGCAAAAGUUGUUGCAAGUGAACGUUUACAAAAGGAAACGGAGGCAUAUAUGUUGGAAGUUAAGGGACGAGCUGCUGUUUCACAUUCUUUAAUGAGUGAAGCAAAGGAGUUUUUUCUUGCAGCACGUGAGAAAUACUACGCUCUUCGAAAUUGUAGUAAUCCUGAACAAUGGGCGCUUCUUCUUGCAAAGGUGAAUGAACUUGAUGAUCGUGUGGUAUAUUGUAUGCUGCGUCUAGGUGAAGAUGCUACUAGUUAUAAACCUCAUAUCGAUGUUAAAGACCCAGCACAACAAUUGGCUACUACUACUAUUGAAUGGAAUGGACGACAGUUAAAUGUUGCAUCUAUUAAAGUAAAGGACGCUUUACGUGAAGCUCGAGCAUUAAAUGUUGAUGGAGCCAAGAUGAGAGCGAUGGAAUUAAGUGGUCCUAUUCCUCUUGGACAGCAAAAUAAAGUAUUGGAUCUAAUGGAUAGACGUAUUGGAUGUCUUAAUGAUGCUCUUUCUCAUGCUAGACAAGACUUACGUACCUUGGUUGAUGAUAGACAAAAGACAGAGUUACAACUUCUUGUUCAUUAUUUACUUUUUCAAGUUUCAUAUGAAACAUUACAACGAACUUUAUUUAUGGUUGAAGUAUAUGUACGUCGUUUUCGUGCUACAGAAAGAUCCCUUAGUAACAGUAGUAGUAAUAGUGGAAACCGUAGUAAAAAAGAAAUUCCUCCAUCACAAUAUGCUUCACCACUUGAAAUUGUUCGUUUGUAUGAUGCCGCAUUAGAAACUUUAGGAGAAAUGGAAAUUUUACCAGGUGUUUCUGGUCGUGUAGAUGUGGAAGAAUUACUUGCCUUGUGUCGUGCAGGGAAAUUACUCUAUCUUGGUGAAGGAUGGCGCAUUUCAAAGGAAUCCGUUAAAGCACAAAACUGUUACAAAGCCUCUCUUGCUAUUCUGGAGGAUGCUCCAUCUGCUCCACAAGUGGAAGCGCUUCGUCUCAUUGUGGAGAAAUCUUCUCUGCAAUUGGCAUCAGAAAUGUUACUGACUACUCUUCCAUAUGGGACAACUACUGGUAAGGAAGUGAGGAGUCAACAAAAGGGUAAUCAUAAUGAUGAUAAAAAGGAUCAAAAGGAAAAGGAAUUACAUGGUCAAUCAUUAGAGUAUCUUGUGGAUGCUGGUGAUGAGGUUACUAUGGCACAGAACAUCAUUAAAUUCCCACCGGAAUAUCAAGCGGUUCCCUGUAAACCAGUUUUUGUUGACAUUGCCUCAACCUAUAUCGACUAUCCAAUGAUGUCCACCGCUUCUCAGGAAGACCAAAAACAAGGAGGAACUCCAGAGAGUGGGAAGGAGGAAAAGGGAUGGAAGUGGGGUUGGGGUUGGCGCAAGUAA